GGGACGGACUGUGGAACAGCGAAGAGAGAGAGGAGGAGGGAGAAAUAGAUAGAGGGGGAGGUUUUACUGCACGGUGAAGGAGGACUGCAGCCACUCCUCGUUUCUUUAAAGCGGCCAAGCCUGGGCUCGCCGUGUCUGUCCCGCCUCCCGCACAGGGGUGUCCAGCGCGGUGCUGUUCUCCCCCCGCCCGUCUCAGUCUGCAAACCGGGGGAUUUGAGUGGGACCUCCUGCCUGGGGCUGGCCGUCCGUGUCUCUCCCGCACGCCGAGGAGGAGGAGGAGGAGGAGGAGGUCUGUCUCUGAACAAGAAAGAUGACCGAAUACAAACUAGUGGUGGUCGGAGCUGGUGGCGUAGGCAAAAGCGCUCUGACAAUCCAGCUUAUUCAGAACCACUUUGUAGAUGAGUAUGAUCCCACGAUAGAAGAUUCUUACAGAAAACAAGUAGUAAUUGACGGAGAAACGUGUCUUUUAGAUAUUCUCGACACAGCAGGUCAAGAGGAGUACAGUGCAAUGAGAGAUCAGUACAUGAGGACGGGCGAGGGCUUCCUAUGUGUCUUUGCCAUAAAUAACACUAAAUCAUUUGAAGAUAUUCAUCAUUAUAGAGAACAGAUAAAACGGGUAAAAGACUCUGAUGAUGUCCCCAUGGUCCUAGUGGGAAAUAAAUGUGAUUUGCCCUCGAGGACAGUAGACACAAAACCAGCUCAGGAUCUAGCGCGCAGUUAUGGAAUUCCUUUCAUUGAGACGUCAGCAAAAACGAGACAGAGAGUGGAGGAUGCAUUUUAUACACUGGUACGUGAGAUUCGCCAGUAUAGGUUGAGAAAAAUCAACACUGAAGAGAAGACUGCACGCUGUGUGCCCUUUAAAUGUGUUGUGAUGGGUGUUGACGAUGCUUUCUACACACUAGUCCGUGAAAUUCGAAAACACAAAGAGAAAAUGAGUAAAGGGGAAAAAAAGAAGAAAAACAAAACCAAGAAGAAGUGUUUAAUUAUGUGAAUACAUUUUGGUGUAGAUGUAUGCUUAGCUGGAAAAGUGAUAUCUGAUUAUUUUUUGUAUUUUUUUGUACAUUACACUAAAUUAUUAGGCUUUCUUGUUAUUGUCCUUUUUUUUUAAUCAAAUUUAGUUUAACAGAACUGACAGCUGUCGGGUCAUGGCCUGAACCUUUUCUUAAAAAAAACCUUAAUUUCUUUCCAAAGCCAGUAUUCCCCGUCUGUCAUUGUUUUGUUAAAUAGCACAACUGUGUUGUUCUGAAAACAAACUGAUUGCUGUUUUGGGGCUUUUGUGCAUGUAACUAUGCUUUUCUAAAUACAUUUUGUCUUUAUUUAUCAUGCUGAAAAUAUAUAUAUGGAAAAGUAUAUUUCCUCUUGAGUGCCAAUAGCCUGCUAGGUUCCACUUGUCAUGAAUGGUUUACCUGGGAUAUAUUUUAAUAUCUUUGUAUGGUUGUAAAACUUAAAAGGUGCACAUUUUAUACAUUGUGCUUUAUUUGUCAAUGAUUUAAUUUCUCUCAGUUCUUUUAAUUGUGCUGACUUGAGAAUGUUCAUUAAUGUUCUAAAGAACUGACAAGUGGCCAGUGUCAGACUUUGUAAUGUUUAUACUGUAGAAAGUUUGUCUGAUAUUUGUUGUAAUGGCUUUGAUGACAAAAAAAAUGUACUUUUAGUGAUUAAAAAAUAAAGCAAUCCAACCUUGUUCUGACAUUUUAAAA
Messenger RNA from Stegostoma tigrinum, 1697 nucleotides. RefSeq names its product GTPase KRas. The record is from RefSeq and is a predicted model, not a curated record. Gene Ontology annotation, cellular component: plasma membrane. The transcript is spliced from 8 exons. NCBI's taxonomy places the organism in Eukaryota, Metazoa, Chordata, Chondrichthyes, Orectolobiformes, Stegostomatidae. The coding region runs from base 311 to 991 and encodes 226 amino acids. Gene Ontology annotation, molecular function: GTP binding; GTPase activity; GDP binding. Gene Ontology annotation, biological process: Ras protein signal transduction.